Molecule: messenger RNA, 1432 nt
Organism: Periconia digitata
Lineage: Eukaryota; Fungi; Ascomycota; Dothideomycetes; Pleosporales; Periconiaceae
Source: the annotation of a GenBank genome assembly
ACACCGAAUACGAGUACUCCCCCGGCUUCAUCUACCCAAGACAUAAAGCCGCCGUAUUCGCCCCCACCAUUAAAUACCGAAGCCUCUUCUGGAACGCGCCAGUCUGUCUGUCUGUUUCUUCGACGGGUCGUUUUUUUCUCCACUCCUUCGACUCGUACCGUACGCCCCGAUAGAAAGCAAGAGAAAAAGAAAGAAAAGACAAAAGUACACACAGUGCCAGCGCAACCCCAAAUGGCCUCCGCUACCGCUGCAUCAUACCCGGCCUUCACCCCCGUAGAUGCCACACAGCACCCGCCCAAGGACGAGGUCGAAAGCCCCAGCAUAUCGUCCGCGAACGCCCUCGCGCGGUUCGAGUUCGAGGCCGGGCAUGGAAGGGAGGGCACCAAGAUACUGAUGGUCGAGUGGGAGGACGACGACACCACAAGGGGCGUUCGCGGCGAAUGGCACAUCAGCUGGGAGGGCAAGGGCAAGACAACCGUCCUAACGGCCGAGGACCAGCCCAGCAACGACGUAAACCGCAUCUACUUCAUGCUGGCGCCCGGCGUGGCCGUCCCCUCCAGCCUCACCCUCACACACCGACCCCAAGACCCCGACCGCAAAACCGUUGUAUGGCAUACCAAUCCGCUGCCUGCCAUUUUCCCACCCGAGCUGGGUGCCUCGGCGCGCGCCGCCGGCAAAAAGGGUAUCCUGCACACCAUCUGGGCCAAGAAACGCCUACAAGUCCUGCAAAAGGAAGUAGACGCCGAGUCCAAGAACAACGUCGAGGGCAUCGGUUUCCUCAUGGCGGUGCAGGAAAAGGAGUGGAUCGAGCAAACCUUCGGCAUCAGCACGAGACCAGCAGGCCUGAGCAUCUCGCUCGCCGAACCCUCCGUCGCUCAGCUCGGAGGCCCCACGAGCCCCCGCUCCCCUGGCGGCGGCCGCCUCAUGGAGAAGCUCCGUGGCCUCAAGCUCGGCACGAGCGAUAAGGACCUCUCCGCCAAACCCUCGGACGCGAACGAAGCUCCCUUCCCGAACCCGCUGUCUCCAGAAUCGUCAGACGUCGCCGUCUCCUCGUUCGCCGCCUUCAAAGGCGCAAGCCCCGCCGUCCUCGCUGCGAAGCCCCCGCAACCCCCCGAACCUCUGCAGACACAGCAGCAACAGCAACCGCCCGCUGCUGCCGCUCCUGCGCCCAGGAAAUUCGCAGCGAUCAGCCCGCCCUCGUUCCCCGCGGCACAGCAGCAGCAGGUACCCGAUGGCACCGGCAUGGCGUCAUUGAACGCGUUCGCGUCGACCACGGAGCCGCUGUUUCAAUCCAGAGGCGCGCCUCUACCCGAAGACGACAAGGACGAUGGCCUCUUUGCGUUGCCGAUAAGUCCGAGGAGUCCGGAAAUGGGCAAGAGUCCCUUUUCGUUUGCGACGAGCGAGACGGCAAAGUAUGCUGCGUAGUAGCAAC